UGUGCCGCCCGCUAGAGCAUUCAUCAUAGAAACGUGUUCAGUGAUCGCGUGAGUGAGAGGGAGUAAAGAAGGAGGGAGAGACAGACAGAGAGAAAGAGACAGAGAGAGAGCGGUGGAAGUGUCGCACAUUACCGAUGGGAAACAAACAUUAACGGGAUAAUCCCAGUUUCCUUCUCGUCCUCCUUUCCCUCACUCACGCACUCACUCACACUGAGAACCUGCGUAGCACGGGUCGGUGGAUUAUUCCUCUUCAUUUCAAACCUUGAGCGGAGAAUUUGACUUGCCAGUUGUCUGCCUGUUCCAGCGCUGUGUUUUUAUUCAUGAUAAGUAGUAGGCUAUUGCCGUCCCGGAUUUAAAGUUAAUUCCCUUUUCUGAACGGGCUCGAGGAUUUUCCCCUGUACAGUUCAACUGGACAAGCCUUGUGAAAACGCCCGGUGUAACGCACACGAAUAUCAGACAGAGCAGCUCGCGAGGAGAAAAGAGUGAAUGCCAGAGGAAUUGAGAGAAGAAGAAUCGAGAGAAUACUGCUGUGAGGAUUUGGAAGACGAGAAGAAGAGCAGGACUUUUGGGAUAGGAGAGAAAGAGAAGAAGAACAGGACUUUUGGGAUAGAGUAGAAGAACAGGACUUUUGGGAUAGGAGAGAAAGAGAAGAAGAACAGGACUUUUGGGAUAGGAGAGAAAGAGAAGAAGAACAGGACUUUUGGGAUAGAGUAGAAGAACAGGACUUUUGGGAUAGGAGAGAAAGAGAAGAAGAACAGGACUUUUGGGAUAGGAGAGAAAGAGAAGAAGAACAGGACUUUUGGGAUAGAGUAGAAGAACAGGACUUUUGGGAUAGGAGAGAAAGAGAAGAAGAACAGGACUUUUGGGAUAGGAGAGAAAGAGAAGAAGAACAGGACUUUUGGGAUAGGAGAGAAAGAGAAGAAGAACAGGACUUUUGGGAUAGGAGAGAAAGAGAAGAAGAACAGGACUUUUGGGAUAGAGUAGAAGAACAGGACUUUUGGGAUAGGAGAGAAAGAGAAGAAGAACAGGACUUUUGGGAUAGGAGAGAAAGAGAAGAAGAACAGGACUUUUGGGAUAGGAGAGAAAGAGAAGAAGAACAGGACUUUUGGGAUAGGAGAUAAAGAGAAGAAGAACAGGACUUUUGGGAUAGGAGAGAAAGAGAAGGAGAACAGGACUUUUGGGAUAGAGUAGAAGAACAGGCCUUUUGGGAUAGAGUAGAAGAACAGGACUUUUGGGAUAGGAGAGAAAGAGAAGAAGAACAGGACUUUUGGGAUAGGAGAGAAAGAGAAGGAGAGAAGAUGGGGAGGAAAAAGAUCCAGAUAGCACGGAUUAUGGAUGAACGUAACAGACAGGUGACAUUCACAAAGCGGAAGUUUGGCCUGAUGAAGAAGGCGUAUGAGCUGAGUGUUCUGUGUAACUGUGAGAUCGCCCUCAUCAUCUUCAACAGCACCAAUAAAUUGUUCCAGUAUGCCAGCACUGACAUGGACAAGGUCCUGCUCAAAUACACAGAGUACAACGAACCUCACGAGAGCAGGACUAACUCCGACAUCGUGGAAACUCUGCGUAAGAAGGGUCUAAAUGGUUGUGACAGUCCCGACAUCGAGGCAGACGACUCUGCUGGUCAGAGCCCCGAGUCAGAGGACAAAUACCGCAAAAUCAAUGAAGACAUUGACCUCCUGAUCAGCAGACAGAGACUCUGUCAGGCUCUCCCCCCGCCUAACUAUGACAUAGUUGGCUCCAUCCAGGGCCAAAACAACAGUGGACUACUAUACUCUCACCCCGGGGUGGGGGGAUCCUUGUAUAACCACAGUCUUCUGCCUCUUUGCCAAACACACUCUGGCCUGCAGAGGAACAGCAUGUCGCCUGGACCCCAACACACACACCAACCCCCCAGUGCUGGAAACUCAGGAGGGAUGAUGGGUUCAGAGCUGUCUAACACCGUCUCCAACGCUGGUAGUGGUAACUAUGGUAACCACCGUAUCUCACCGGGGCUGUUAUCUCAAGGAGGCAUGGCCAACACUUCACCCCCGAUGAUUCAGGCCAAGACUUCGCCCCCGAUGAACUCCAUGACCCUGAUUGGCAACCGCAAGCCGGACCUCCGCACGCUGCUACCCCCUGGCAACAAGAACAACAUGCCCUCCAUCAACCAGAGAAUAAACCACUCCCAGUCUGCCCAGACAUUGGCUACCCCCGCAGUCUCCAUAGCAACACCUACUCUGCCCGGGCAGGGUAUUGUAGGGUACCCCUCUGCCCUCUCCACCUCAUAUGACACAGAGUACUCUCUGGGUGACCUGUCAGGGUUUGGUAACAGAUCAGGAUCUCUCCACCUGGGAUCAGUAACAGGCUGGCAGCAACAACCGCUACAGAAUAUACAGCACUCAGCACUGGGACACAUGGGAAACAUUUGUCAGAACUCCAACCUUAACCUCCAGAAUGUCCAUCAGAACCUCUACAUCAAGUCAGAGCCCACCUCCCCGCCCAGAGAUCGAGGCAUCGGAUUUGUCAACGGAGGGAUGGGGGGUGUGUCCCAUGGCUACCCAACAAAUCAGGGCCCCGCGGAGGCAGGGCAGUCUCCUGGCGACAGCCUAUCCAGCUGUGGCAGCUCAUACGAUGGCAGUGAUCGAGAGGAUCACCGCGGAAAUGACAACUUCCUGCUACACCCGAUGUCCAAUCAGGAGCGCCACAGCCCGUCCCUCAAACGAAUGCGCCUAUCAAAAUGCUGGGCUACAUGAUAAGGCAUGCCUCUUAUUCACAGAGGGGGAGGGGCUUGUUUAGUGUUAUUAUGACUAUUAUUAAGCUUGUGUCCAAAAUGGCACACUUUUCCCUAUAUAGUGCUCUUGCCAAAAGUAGUGCGUUUUAUAGGGAAUAGGGUGCGAUUUCAGAUUUGCCCUAUAUUCUUCUUGUGCAGAGUGAGAGUGUUCCACUAUAACAGGGACAUUAUAUACAGGAGUGUGGAGGGAAUAUAACAGUGACAGACUGGGUCUGAAAUGGAACCCUAUUGCCCACGUAGUGCACUAACUAUGGGGAAAUAGGGAGUGAUUUGAGACAACCAGUGAUAUUAUACAGGAGUGAGGGUGGAUAUGGUGUGGGGGAGUCAGUGUGGGAGGUCUGUUGCCUGUGUUGUGUAUUUGUGGGAGAGAGAGGAAAUCAGUAACUUAAUAUGUACGCUAUGUAAACUAACUAACAAAGGUUGAAGAAGUCUGGUACUCUGUAUGGAUAAGAUACUGGUGAGUCACUAAUAUACUAGGAGACACAAGGACAGGCACUGUGAGUGGACACGUGUGUGUGUGUGCGUGCGUGCGUGCGUGUUCGCUCGCUACCUAGGCUCUGAUGUCCCAAUCUGCAGCUGGCUGACUAGCAGAUAGAGUGAGUGUUCACUACAACCCAUUAAUGUUGCCGGUUCAACAUAUUUAUGUGUAUAUAUAAAUGAAGAACACGGGAGGAUUUGGCAGACAGAGAGAGAAAAUGAAAGGGAUAGAGAGAUAGACAGAGAAGGGAGGUAAAGACUGAUGGAGAAAGGAAGAGAGCAAUAGAAGGAGACAGAGAAAAAGGACAACGAUAGGGGGAGAGGGAAGAAGGAGAGGGUGAAAGCCAUUAUGCAACAGGUUGCACAAAGCUGGAACUAUAGAAUAAUAGUGAUUGAUCGAUCAAGAAUAUUCUAAUUAUACAGCUGGAACCCUGGACAACUAGAAUGUCUCACUUGAAAUGAAGGCGCCUAGGAAUUGUAGUUCAACUCAGUCAGAAUACUUUUUAAGAGCCAUAUGCUAACAAAUACUAUCUGAGUCAUAUACACUACAGUGCUACUCAUUCAGAUGGAGAGAAAGAGAGACUGUUUUACCAGCCAGAUAGACAGCCACAUGGAGGAGGUGGUGUGAGUUAAAACAGAACUCCCAAAGCCAUAUUAUUAUAAAAUGGGAAGUCAACGCUUUGCUGCACAAACAAGUGGUUUCUCUUUAUGGUAUUUUGAAAAUAUUUUGAAAAUCAAAACUAUGAAAUAACACAUAUGGAAUCAUGUAGUAACCAAAAAAGUGUUAAACAAAUCAAAAUCGAUUUU
Molecule: messenger RNA, 4054 nt
Organism: Oncorhynchus tshawytscha (Chinook salmon)
Lineage: Eukaryota; Metazoa; Chordata; Actinopteri; Salmoniformes; Salmonidae
Product: myocyte-specific enhancer factor 2C
Exons: 9
Coding region: 1299-2732 (477 amino acids)
Biological process (GO): positive regulation of transcription by RNA polymerase II
Molecular function (GO): DNA-binding transcription factor activity, RNA polymerase II-specific; RNA polymerase II cis-regulatory region sequence-specific DNA binding; protein dimerization activity
Source: RefSeq, a predicted model, not a curated record